This is a messenger RNA of Danio aesculapii, 3928 nucleotides long. It is a transcript of the gene ralgps2, whose product is annotated as Ral GEF with PH domain and SH3 binding motif 2. The record is from RefSeq and is a predicted model, not a curated record. Gene Ontology annotation, molecular function: guanyl-nucleotide exchange factor activity. Lineage: Eukaryota; Metazoa; Chordata; Actinopteri; Cypriniformes; Danionidae. Gene Ontology annotation, cellular component: plasma membrane. The transcript is spliced from 21 exons. Gene Ontology annotation, biological process: Ras protein signal transduction; positive regulation of GTPase activity. The coding region runs from base 282 to 2066 and encodes 594 amino acids.
CACAACACAUACACAAUUACCGCUCCUGCUGGAUCAUUACAGGCGCGCAGCUGUUGUUGUUGUUUUACGUUGUUUAUAUUAGUUUGCCGGAGCAUCGCGCGCACCGCGGAGUAACGAUCGCAGCAUCUCUGCACCGGAGUGGAGCUCGGAUCGCGAAGCGGUUUUGUAGAGCGCUGGAUUCGGACUGAAUACAGGACGAGGACGCAGCAGAGCCAUCACCAUGAGCAUUUGACAAAUACCCGGAGGCCACACAGGCAAGCAGAUGAGGAUGAGGAUGGUGAAUGAGCUCUGAUGGUUUGCUAAAUAUGGACGUCCCCAAUGGCCAGCCCAGCGUCUCCACCCUCACGGCUCCGGCCUCAGAGAAGAGCAGCAGCUCUGAGUCUCUCAGUGAGAAGGGAACAUCGGAGCUCAAGAGUUUUGAUGCUGUGGUUUUCGACGUGCUGAAGGUCACGCCAGAGGAAUAUGCAGGUCAGAUCACUCUUAUGGAUGCUCCAGUGUUCAGAGCCAUCCAACCUGAGGAGCUCUCUAGUUGUGGCUGGAACAAGAAGGAGAAGCAUAGUUCAGCACCGAACGCAGUGGCCUUCACACGACGCUUCAACCAGGUGAGUUUCUGGGUGGUGAGGGAGAUUCUUCAUGCUCAAACUCUGAAGAUCAGAGCAGAAGUGUUGAGCCUCUAUAUCAGAACAGCAAAGAAACUGUGUGACAUGAACAGUCUCCAUGCAGUGAUGGCAGUUGUAUCUGCUCUACAGAGCGCUCCAAUCUUCAGACUCACAAAGACAUGGGCUCUUUUAAGUCGGAAGGACAAGGCCACGUUUGAGCGGUUGGAGUAUCUGAUGUCUAAAGAGGACAACUACAAACGCUUGAGGGAUUACAUCAGCAGCCAGAGCAUGACAUCCUGCAUCCCGUAUCUGGGAAUCUAUUUGUCUGAUCUGACGUACAUUGAUUCGGCGUAUCCCUCCACGGGCAGCAUCCUUGAAAAUGAACAGCGCUCCAACCUCAUGAACAACAUUCUGAGAAUCAUCUCAGACCUGCAGAGAUCCUGUGAAUAUGAAAUCCCAGUAUUGCCGCACGUCCAGAAGUAUCUCAACUCUGUUCGCUACAUUGAGGAGCUACAGAAGUUCGUGGAGGACGACAAUUAUAAGUUGUCCCUAAAGAUUGAGCCACCAGCUACCAGCACACCUCGCACCACUGCCUCUAGAGAAGACCUCACAGGUCCUGACAUAUCUGCAUCACCAUUAUGUGGUCGUCGUGGUAAUGUUGCUGAAGGAGCCCUACCUAAAGUCCCCCCAACACCACCAUCACCCCGAAACCUCAUCACAUACGGACACAGGAAGUGCCACAGCCUCGGAUAUAAUUUUAUCCACAAAACGAACACGGUGGAGUUUAAAAGCGCCACGUUCCCCAACGCCGGAUCUCGACACCUGCUGGACGACAGUGUUCUGGAGAGCCACACACCGACACGAGGACACGCGGAGAGCUCGACUCUGUCCAGCGGCAUCUCUCUGGGGAGCAGCGAAGGAUCGGAGCUCAGCGAGGAGAUGUCAUGGCCUGCAUUUGAGAGGACUCGAUUCUACCACUCUCUGGGUCCCGUCAGCAGAGUGGGCCGCAUGUCCUGCAGAGGAUCGCUCAGGCCCAGCAGCUCUGCAGAGUCGGAGGAGCUGGCAGUUCAUCUGUACCCAGGAGCUGUCACUGUUCAGGGCGUCUUACGCAGAAAAACAGUGCUUAAGGAGGGCAAGAAACCCACGGUGGCAGCAUGGACUAAGUAUUGGGUGGCUCUUUGUGGUACUCAGCUUUACUAUUAUACUGCCAAGUCCCUCAAGGCCACAGAGAGGAAACAUUUCAAGUCCACUGCCAGCAAAACUGUUUGUGUUUUGGGCUUAAUGGCCAUGAUGGCAGACGACCCAGAGCAUCCUGACGUCUUCCUGCUGACCGACUCUGAGCACGGAAACUCAUACAAGUUCCAGGCGGGGAACAGAAUGAACGCCCUGCUGUGGUUCAAACACUUGAGUGCAGCUUGUCAAAGCAACAGGCAGCAGGUCCCCACAAAUCUAAUGUCCUUUGAAUGAGUGGGACCAGAUCGAAUCAGAGACGGAGAGCUCACAAGUGGCUGGAUGGCUGAGGACCAUGAGGAUCACUGGGGGUCAGAGACAAAUAAAAAACAAGAAAAUAAUGAGCAAAAGACUCAAGUUUGUGUGUGCGAUGGAGCUUUUCCACUGCCAUCACCCAGCCUGAAGCCCACAGCAAACUCCUGGAGCACCACUGCCUUAACAAGCAGAGUCUGAGUGUGUGUAUAUGUGUGUGAAAGAGCCUGAAAGUCCUUGAUUUAAUUGAUUUACAUUUCCCAUCCGAUUCCCAGCAAGCGAGGAACUUCUUGGGCUCUUCUGGAGUUCGUUUACACCUUCUUUAGCUCACAGUACUGUAUAUAUGAACUGGUUGUGAAUCUAAUCAGCGCUUCUCCUCAUUUGACAAAACACACCCAGGAAACUCCUCCAAACACAUCCUCGUGAGUUGUGUUUCCGCACACUCGAGUUAUGCUCAUGCAAAAAGAAUUUCCACGAGCAGGUUUUAACCUCAAGUAAUGGAAGUUUUGGAUUUAUUAAAACCCAACGCAACCAGAAAGGGCUCCGAUACUCACUGAAUUCCAGACUUCAGCUCUCUUUUAUGGAUUCUCCGACUUUCUUUUUAGCUCAUAUCCACACAAACACACACAAAGACAUCUGAAGUGUUCAAUUGAUUGAGAUAUUUGGACUCAUCCGGCUUCAAAACAUCUGCAAUAAGCACAGCAGUUCGAAAAAAACGGUAAUCGCUUGUUCGCUUCACAGUACAAGGGACACGCGUGCGAAAACACACUUUUUAAGCUGUGAAUGUUCAUGGAUGCAGACGUCAGUAGGUUUACAUCUCCAAAUUUGUAUUUAGUCCCAUUAUAUUUCAUUUUUUUUCCAGGUCUGCCAGUGGUUUUCUAAUGAAAUAGUGUGAAUUGUGGGAAUUGGAGCAGGAGAUAAGGCUUUAUGUAAGAUUUUGCUUUUAUUUAAUUGUUUUAUUUCAGUAUUACUGGGAUAGUUGCAUACAACUAUUUUAACUGUCUGUUACAUUAACAUGUUGCAUGUCGUUUCAACUCAUAAGUAUCACCACCUCAAGUAAAUGUUUUCUUUUUGUGACGUUGAUAAGGAGAGCUAAAGAGCUUAAAUUUAAGAAAACACGUGCAAUUACAAAAAACGACAGCAAAUUACACCUGUGCUGCAAAUCCUAACAAUGCAAACACAUUUAAAAGUGCACUGCAUUUUCUCACAACGCAAACAAUUUACGAAAAUGCGCUGCAUUUUCUCACAAUGCUUGCAAAAACAACAGAAUACAAUGGAAAUGUUUUGAGGGGACUCAAAAACGUGACGGACUCCGCUGUGCCAUGACUAUUGCUCAGUGAAGUUGUAGGUGAUCAUUGAAAGGUUAGUUCUGUCUUUGUUUAUUUUAAUAUGCAGAUUUCCUUGUCUUUAGUAUUUAUUAUCCUAAAUAACCAUAACCUAAAUAGCCGGGUCCAUCACGUUUCAGGGUCUCCUUGAAACAUUUCCCUUGUGUUCCGUGCUAUUCUAAAGUGUUGUGAGAAAAUGCAGCACAUUUUAGGAAAUUGUUUGCGUUGUGUAAAAAUGCAGCACGUUUUAAUAUUUUGUUUACGUUGUGUGAAAAUGCAGCAGUGUUUUCGUAAAUUGUUUGCGUUGUGACUAAAUGCAACAUGUUUCAUUUGUUUGUUUUCGUUGUGAGAAAAUGCAGCGUGUUUCCGUAAAUUUCGUUAUAUGAAAAUGCAGUGCGUUUUCGUAAAUUGUUUGUAUUAUAAGAAAAUGCAGCGCGAUAAAUACGUUUUUUUAUGUUGUUGCGUUGUGAGGAUUUAGAUGAAUGGAUGAAGAUCUUGCUGGCGUUUUUUUUUUUUUUUUUU